AUGAGUAGCAUGCAACUUUCUUCACUACAAAGGUCUGCACUCCUAUUAGCCCUCUUGUGUGGUGCUCUUACUCCAGCAGAAGGCUUGAGUUUCAGCUAUCCAACAUUUCGAGACAACAUAGAUGAAAAGGAUUUCAUUAAAUCCGAAUAUUCACGCAUAUAUUAUAGUGCAAUCCAGAUCACUCCUGAUCUUAGUAACCCAGCUUCCAUCGUGAAUCAAUCUGGAAGGUUUUUAUAUAAAAAGCCAUUCAAGCUGUGGGGAAAAGGCAAAGGCGGUGCUCGCAGCAGAGCAUUGUUCAAUUCUACCUUUGUACUUAACAUCACUCCCCAAACCGAUCCAGGUGGUGAAGGCUUGGCCUUUAUCUUAACCGGAAGUCCCACUCUUCCAGAGAAGAGCCAAGGAGAAUGGCUUGGAAUUGUAAAUGCAAAUUCAAAUGGAUCUGCUCAGGCUAACAUAGUGGCAGUAGAAUUCGACACAAGAAAGAGCUACUUGGAAGAUGUAGAUGACAACCAUGUGGGCUUGGAUGUAAACAGCGUUUACUCAAUUCAACAAGUUCCUUUACUUAGCUAUGGUGUUAAUCUUUCAAGCCAAACGAAUUACACAGUGACAAUUCGGUAUGACAGCCAGAACAUCACCAUCUUUGUUUCCCAGACCAAUGAAACUAGGGAGGAAAUGAAGAAUAUUCCAGUUUUGUCUCGCACUCUUGAUCUCUCUGAGUAUCUUUCGCAGAAGGUCUAUGUGGGAUUCUCAGCUUCCACAAGCAAUAGCACUCAGCUAAACUGCAUACGGUCAUGGGAUUUCCAUUCUUCACAUAUAGAUGAAAAUUCAAACCUGCUGUGGGUUUGGAUUACGGUCCCUGCAGUAUUUGUCUUGGUAACUGGAGUUUCUGCUUACUUGUUCUGGACAAGACAAGGUGAAAAGGAGGACGCACAUCUGCAGAUAGACGAAGAGAUUCAAACAAAUUCCAUGGCCCCAAAAAAAUUCAAACUCAAAGAACUUCAAAGAGCAACAGGCGGAUUUAAUCCCAAGAACAAGCUCGGAAAAGGUGGCUUUGGAACAGUCUAUAAGGGCCUCUUGGGAAACAAAGACGUAGCAGUCAAGAGAGUCUCAAAGGAUUCACGUCAAGGCAAGCAAGAAUUCAUAGCAGAAGUCACCACAAUUGGCAGACUUCGUCACAAAAAUCUGGUCAAAUUAAUUGGAUGGUGCUAUGAAAGACAUGAGCUUCUUAUCGUCUAUGAGUUCAUGCCAAAUGGAAGCCUAGACAGAUUCGUAUUCAGGGAUGACACAUUAGGGAUGGAGAAAGGGGAACCAACACUGAGCUGGGAAAGAAGGCACAGCAUAAUACUUGGGGUAGCUCAAGCACUCGAUUAUCUUCACAAUGGAUGCGAAAAGAGAGUGCUUCACCCAGACAUAAAAGCCAGCAACAUCAUGUUAGACUCAGAUUUCAUAGCCAGGCUGGGAGACUUUGGACUGGCUCGUACCAUCCAACAAAGUGGUUUAACUCACCACUCCACCAAAGAGAUUGCAGGAACACCAGGCUAUAUGGCUCCAGAAACAUUUCUUACCGGCAGGGCUACUGUCGAAACAGAUGUUUAUGCAUUUGGUGUUCUUGUGCUAGAAGUUGUCUGUGGAAGAAGGCCUAGUAAUCAAAACGAGCAGAACAACUACAACAACAGCAUAGUGUAUUGGCUGUGGGAUCUUUACAGCAGAGGAAGGAUCCUUGAUGCUGUUGACUCCAGAUUGGAUGGAGACAUUGAUGAGGAUGAUAUGGCAUGUGUUCUGGUUUUGGGGUUAUCUUGCUGCCACCCGAACCCCCAUCUGAGGCCAUCCAUGAGGACUGUCCUUAAGGUUCUUACAAGGGAAGCAGAUCCACCAGCACUGCCCACUGAAAGGCCUGCUUUUGUGUGGCCAGCCAUGCCUCCAUCAUUCAAAGAGGACGCAGAAUUUGAUCUGGCUGGAGGGCAAAUACCACCAUUCACAGAACUCACUGGAAGAUGA
This is a messenger RNA of Prunus dulcis (almond), 1998 nucleotides long. RefSeq names its product probable L-type lectin-domain containing receptor kinase S.5. Lineage: Eukaryota; Viridiplantae; Streptophyta; Magnoliopsida; Rosales; Rosaceae. Gene Ontology annotation, molecular function: carbohydrate binding; ATP binding; protein kinase activity. The record is from RefSeq and is a predicted model, not a curated record. The transcript has a single exon. The coding region runs from base 1 to 1998 and encodes 665 amino acids. Gene Ontology annotation, cellular component: plasma membrane. Gene Ontology annotation, biological process: protein phosphorylation.